UCAUUAGGCAGCCAGCUGCGGGGGAAGGUGGCCGAGCGCCCGCGCUGCCCACUCGGACUCGCUCGCUCACUCAGCCGCACGCCCGCGCACAGCGCUGCAGAAGUUUGUGCUCGCGAUCUGGCUCUCUUCCUUCUGGACUUUUGGAACGAUUUAGACUUGAAAGAGGAAAGUGAAGGAGAGAACCGGAGCUGCAAGGUAAACACCACCGUCUGCAGUGGGAAGCAGGCAACUCUCUUUUUUGCCACCCGCGUCCUGAACCCAGGCCCAUUCGCCCCUCGACGGAGCAGCUUCGUUCCGGAGACGACCGGGGCUACUGGGUGUGUGGCUGCCGUGUCUGGGCGUCUUCUCCCGGCCGGAGGUUCGCGCCGCAGCCUGCGCCAUGCAAAACUACAAGUACGACAAGGCGAUCGUGCCGGAGAGCAAGAACGGCGGCAGCCCGGCGCUCAACAACAACCCUCGGAGGAGCGGCAGCAAGAGGGUGCUGCUCAUCUGCCUCGACCUCUUCUGUCUUUUCAUGGCGGCCCUGCCCUUCCUCAUUAUUGAGACCAGCACCAUCAAGCCUUACCACCGAGGUUUUUACUGCAAUGAUGAGAGCAUCAAGUACCCGCUGAAAACUGCAGAGACAAUAAAUGAUGCUGUCCUGUGUGCUGUGGGAAUUGUCAUUGCCAUCCUCGCGAUCAUAACAGGAGAGUUCUAUCGGAUCUAUUACCUGAAGGAGAAAUCCCGGUCAACAAUUCAGAAUCCUUAUGUGGCAGCCCUCUAUAAGCAAGUGGGCUGUUUCCUCUUUGGCUGUGCCAUCAGCCAGUCCUUCACAGACAUUGCCAAGGUUUCCAUAGGACGCCUGCGUCCUCACUUCUUGAGCGUCUGCAAUCCUGAUUUCCGCCUGAUCAACUGCUCUGAGGGCUACAUUCACACUUACACAUGCAGAGGUGAAGACAGCAAGGUCCAGGAAGCCAGGAAGUCCUUCUUCUCUGGCCACGCCUCCUUCUCCAUGUACACGAUGCUGUAUCUGGUGCUAUACCUGCAGGCUCGCUUCACUUGGCGAGGUGCCCGUCUACUCCGGCCCCUUCUGCAGUUCACCCUGAUCAUGAUGGCCUUUUACACAGGACUGUCUCGUGUAUCUGACCACAAGCACCAUCCCAGUGAUGUCCUGGCAGGAUUUGCUCAAGGAGCCCUGGUGGCCUGCUGCAUAGUUUUCUUCGUGUCUGACCUCUUCAAGACCAAGACGACACUGUCCCUGCCACCCCCUGCAAUCAGGAGGGAACUCCUCUCCCCCGUGGACAUUAUUGACAGGAACAAUCACCACAAUAUGGUGUAGUUGCCACACACCUCGAAAGCUGUUCUUGUAAAAUGACUGCUGACAGCAACUUCUUGCUGCUCUCCAAUCUCAUCAGACAGUAGAAUGUAGGGAAAAACUUUUUUUUGCCCGACUGAUUUUUUUUUUUAAGGAAAAAAAAGAAAAGAAAAGAAAAAGUCUUAUAUUGUGGCCUUCCAAAAUAGGUAGUGUUCACCUAUAUGGAAACAACAGCAAACUAACACCAAGUGCCGGAAUCCUGGAUGUGCAAUUGGUUUAAGUGUUCAUGUUCUAGUGAACACGGGCUUGUUCUGGAACAAACACUAAGAAUGAUUUGAGUCGAGUCUGCUGGUCACCUUGUGACCUGAGGAAUCCCAGGCCUGUGAGAACAAUUCAAAUUCACACUGUUGCACACAAUGCCAGAAAUAGCACUGAAUCAAGAAAAUUGCCUUGAUGCAGACAGGAGGCUCCCCUCUUGUAUCUCAGUCCAUACCACUCUGUUCUCUACUGACUUGUGGUUCAGGAUGUCCUCUCUGUUCGUUUCUCAAAGUAAUGAAAAGAGCAAGUUUGCUCAGUCAUGUGAUCAGAUCCUGAGUACAAAUUCCCAGACCUAAGGCCUUAUCACUCUCCUCCCCAACUCUUGGGGUCAGCAACCAUAGUUCCUCACUUUUAGUGACUAGGAGACUCUUUGUGGAUGAGUGAAUUUCACAAAUAGCACAAUUUGAGAAGAGGUGGAAGGUCCAGGCCCUCAGUUGUCUCCUUUGGAUGCAUCCUCCUGUGAGGUUGAAAUGUCAGCUGCAGGAUAUUGGUGCGGUGUACACCAAUCACCCGGGCACUUGCGCACUCUUAGUAAUGCUUAGCUUUUGUUUACUCCUUUUCUUCCUUGAAGUCCUUGCUGUGCAGCCACUGGGAUUUCUUGUGAGGUUCUGGAGAUGAGCAAAGGUGUGGUCUGCUGCUGGCUGAUAGAGAGCAGCCUUCCAUACUGGAGAUGGGUGAAGUGAAGAGGCAAGAAUGAAAACUGAACCAACCUUCUGGCCACUCAAGAGUCAUGAAUGGGCUAGAGUAGCAGAUUGUCUCAUGUCCAAAAAAGACUGUCCGUCUAAGAUAAUGGAGCUCCCAAGGGUGUCUGUGGCAGUUGCUCCUGCUAAGCUGGGUAAAGCAUUACUGUCUUGGGGUUGAUCUCCAGGGCAGUUCUUGAUAGGUUCUGCUGGGCAGAACACGUGGGUUAAAUCUCCGAGAAAGUGGUCCUCAUCUUCUAUCCGUAAGUGUCCUUCUAAGCAAGGCCCCACUGUAGGCAAUAGACAGGGGCCCCUCUACUGAACCUCUGAGGAAAGGUGAAGGAAGAAAUGCUUUCUAUCUUGGAUGCAAACCUUUCAAAGGGCUAAGUGUAACCACAUGGGUCAACCACAUGCACAUCCUUACUACAGAAGCCGUCCUUUCAUUUCAACUUAUAGCAAGCUAUGAUUUUUAUAUAUAAAUAUUAUAUAAAUAAUGUAUAAAACAUUAAAAGUUAACUAUGUAAAAUAUUUCUGAAACAAUGUUAGCUAUAUCCACUAUGAUUAUAAACUGUGUCUCGACCUGUGUUAUUUCCAUUUAGCUGCUUAAAAAAGCAUUGAGUUAAUUUUUUUUAAUAUCGACUAAAAUACCGUAGUUCUGUGGUAGACAUUGUUUUUAUAAUGAGAGGAAUAACUGCAACUAGAGAAGAACUGUAUAAAAACAUUAAAUUGUCAGUAUUUUUGUAAGUUUCCAUUUUGUAAAGAGAAUAAUAUUCAAAGACUUUUGUAGAAUACAAAGUGAAAACUUGUAUCUGCGAAACUAUACUUGUAUUAAAUGUGCUUUUUAAAUAAAAGCUCAUAACACAACUAA
Messenger RNA from Erinaceus europaeus (western European hedgehog), 3160 nucleotides. It is a transcript of the gene PLPP3, whose product is annotated as phospholipid phosphatase 3. Gene Ontology annotation, biological process: phospholipid dephosphorylation; phospholipid metabolic process; canonical Wnt signaling pathway. Bases 380 to 1318 code for a protein of 312 amino acids. Lineage: Eukaryota; Metazoa; Chordata; Mammalia; Eulipotyphla; Erinaceidae. The record is from RefSeq and is a predicted model, not a curated record. The transcript is spliced from 6 exons. Gene Ontology annotation, molecular function: phosphatidate phosphatase activity.